Messenger RNA from Penicillium chermesinum, 3957 nucleotides. RefSeq names its product putative membrane-tethered transcription factor (SPT23). NCBI's taxonomy places the organism in Eukaryota, Fungi, Ascomycota, Eurotiomycetes, Eurotiales, Aspergillaceae. Gene Ontology annotation, molecular function: protein binding. The record is from RefSeq and is a predicted model, not a curated record. The coding region runs from base 1 to 3957 and encodes 1318 amino acids. The transcript has 6 exons.
AUGGGACCGACGGAGGCACCCUCCUCACCCGCGUUUCCGAACCUGGACCCGAUCAUCAUGGACGAUGAAAUGGAGGCCACCUUUAACCAUGCCGACAUGGACUUCCUCGAUCCUGCCAAACUCAACAUGCCCUCAGAUACUGCCGGAGGAGAUUUUGACGAUCUAUUCGCUCGGCCCCUCAUGGGAGCCGACUCACCAGCCGAAUCCCCUGACAACUCGAGCCACAGCUCCUCUUCGGAGUCUCCUAGUAAUCACCUGCGACAGGCGUCGAUCGCCUCGACGAAUUCUGUCGCCCACAGCGAUCACCCAUUUAUCUCCGCCGGGUUCUCGACGGAGGAUUGGAUGCACCCUGAACUGUCCUCCGUGAAAGAAGAGUCACCAUUUACGAUUGAGCCUUCAUACCCUAUGGACGGCUAUUCUAUGGGUCAAGGCCCCGACCUGGAGUCGAGUAAUAAGGCAAUGGAUGCGGCCUUUGAUUUCGAAAGCGCUGCUAGCAGCCCAAGUCCGCUCAAGGUUGAGAAUUCGAACCACCCUGACCCGAGCACACCGAAUGGAACCAAAAUGAACGUAUGGAGCCCUUCAACGGUUCAGGCGCCACCGGCUUCGCAAUCGAAUGAGGACACUGAUACAUCGAUUCCCGCCGCUGGAUCCCCGUUCUUUUCGUUUGGUCUCCCUGAGCAGCAGUCGCCAUUUCCUACGAAAUUUCGCAACGGAAAGGGAAAACUGCCUACUUCCCAUUGGGGGGCAUCCUAUGGCUCGUCUACUGCUCAACCACAAACGGAUAAUACACCUUCGGUCAAGCCUAUUCUCACAGUCCACCCAACGUCUCUCAAAUCUCGCGUCGAGACCCAAAUACCUAUCCGCCUCACCCUCUCCCCCUUACCAGAAGGCGUGGAGAAGCUACGCCUUCCGUCUCACACCAUCUCGAAACUUAAAUUCAUCGCCUCCCCUUCUACUGAACCUACACCCGACACCCUACAGUUGUACACAAGCCUUGUGUGUACAAGUGCCAUGCAAGACCGAGAAAAGUUAAAACGAGCUUUUGCGCGCACUGCAGGGGAUAGGUCCCUGGAGAAUGACCGUCCAUUAGAUGGUGGUGACGUUCAGAUUUGCGCCGGUUGUAUACAGCGUGAGCGAAAACGUGCUUCACGAAAGAAGCAGCGCAAACCUGAAGAAGAUGAACUGUUCCAGAAAGAUGAGGAGAAGAGGGUCAUUGUCUUCAAUACAAGCGAGAUCAAGGAAUGGGUUGAGCCUUCGAAGAAUAGCUCGACCAACUACAACGACUCAUCAAGUCUCCCCCCCUGGCUCAAGGCAGGUGGAGCUUCCAAUGCGAAUUGCUUGCUAUUGUCGCCAUCAAAACGAAAAGAUCGGGUUUCAGACACAAGCUCCCCCAGCUCCUGUACCCACCGGGCCUUCGCCGUCUAUACCAGACGGUACCCAGGUUCCCGGGCAGGAGUCUUUUCCUCCGGUUCAAACCUUGACAAGAAUGCGAAUGGUGCUUUCGCAACACCACAGUCACCAACGGAUCUGCAGGGCCUUCAGCAAAGAUUCAAUUCGCAGUAUCAGCUGACUCCUAGUUCAUUCGCUGCAGCCGCUAAUGGCCUCUCUUCGAAUUCGCAGACUCCUCGUACUCUUUCGCGGCAGGCAUCUCCAACUGAUUUCUCUGGCCCACAAAGCAAACGAAGGAAGCAUAGCAGCUCUGCACGGUUACCAUCUGAGUUGACAAUGACCCGAAUGGAGUCUCCCCAGUCAUCGAACUCAGCAAUGCACAAUGCAGCACAGCUUGUGGCAGCUAGAGGGUUCGCUUCACCUUCAGAACGCCCGUUUGUGACACCUUCGGCCAUGUCUGGACAAUACGGAAACGGACCACCUACUCCCAACCAAAGCAACGAUAACAACCCAUUCUUUAACCCCACUCCCGCUCAGCGACAAAGUUUGGAUAGUUUGGCUCAGCAGCCUCUUACCUCCGCACCAAACUCUGCUCACCCCAGUCGUCCUGGGACGCCGGGCAACUCGGGGCGGAACGGCUUUUCUGACCAGAAUCUUGCCUUACUUGGCGCUAAUACUGCGGGUCAGAUAUGGCCUCCCCUAGCUUCUACGCCCACUCGUCUUCCUUCUGUGAUCCAUAAGUUGGUUCCGGCGGAAGGUUCGAUCACCGGAGGGACAGAAGUUACGUUGUUGGGCAGUGGCUUUUAUCCUGGAAUGGAGGUUGUUUUUGGGGAUACACUUGCGACAACCACAACCUUUUGGGGCGAUAAAUGCUUGAAUUGUCUGACGCCCCCUGCGCUCCAGCCAGGGCUAGUAUCAGUCAUGUUCAAGCACGAGCACCCCACAUUUGGUCAGAUUCAGCAACCGCAACCUUUGAUGCCAAAGCAACAGCUAUUCUUCCGAUAUGUUGAUGACCGCGAGCUUCAGAUGUACCGCUUGGCGCUGAACAUUCUUGGUCAAAAAUUGGGAAGCCAAGCAGAUGCAUUCCAGACCGCUCAACAGAUCAUGGGUAGCGAUCCAAAUUCCGUUUUCAGCAUGCAACAAGAUAUGCAAGGUGGCUCUUCAGGAGGGCACCAACGUCAAGUGCCUGGGCUGGAAUCUCAAGGUAAACUCAGUGAUCUUGACUCCAAGAUGUUGACCUACCUUGAGUUUAUCGAUCUGGACGAUAGUCCCCGACCACCGCGAUUCAAUUCUCGUAGUGCUACUGGACAGAGUCUGCUUCAUUUUGCAGCUUCUUUGGGCCUGACUCGCUUCGUUGCUGGUCUCUUGGCUCGUGGUGCCAACCCGGAUGUGCAGGACAAUACUGGCAAUGCGCCGAUGCACCUGGCUGCACUUCACGGCCAUGCUCACAUUGUCAACCGACUUCGCUUGGCUGGUGCCACUCCCAGCAUACGCAGUAUUCGUGGCUUCACUCCUGCGGACCUCGCCACAACUCUCCCCGCACAUCAAGCUGCUCUACUUCCUUCUCGCCAUUACCGAUCUCGUAGCGUUGGCUCUCUUUCCUCACGUCGCAGACACAGCAGUUCUGCCUCUCUCAACUCGCUUUGGGAGGCCUCGUCAGCUUCGGGAUCUCUGGAUCACGCAGUUGAUGACUCCGAAGAACUUGUUGGUAGCGAAGAGCUGGACAGCGAUGAAUCGGAUGAGAAUGCACUUCAGAUGAGUCUUUCACGUCGGUCAAGUAUGCAUCGCGAUGUUGCUCCACCGAUCGCGGAAACAGAACCAGGCACGAACUCCGGAAAUGGACCUGGGUUCUCCCCACCAGCAGCUAUCGUGGCAUGGCGCAACCAGCUUGCUGCGCAGAUCAACCAAUUCCAGCAAAGUGUGGCAAAUGCAUUCCCGAACAUUCCUGCCCUGCCGCCCAUGCCUGCAAUGCCUGCGAUGCCGGACUACCAAGCCAACGAUAUGAUGCGACGAAUAACAAAUCUAGUGCCACAACGGCCUGCGGUUGGAGACGGAUGGUGGGAUUACCUGAAGGGCAACACUACUUCAACCCACAACCAGCCACCCUCAUACGAUGAACUCUAUCCGCACCAGCACGAACGGGAGGCUGAAGCUGAGAUCAAGAAGAGUGCUCUUCUGCGUGCCGCUACAGAGGCGGCUCUGGAUCAGCACUUCGAGGCGCAAACCGCCGUCUCUGCAUCUGCAUCUGCAUCCACAUCUACAUCCACAUCCACCGCUCCUGUGGCCAUUGAACAUGCGCCGUCGAACAAGGUUGAUCUCCAGGACAUCACUAUUGGACGCAAGGUUAUUUCACGCGAGCAGCAAAAACACCUCCGAGAACAUCAAGCACGACGCAUGAAGGGGCUGGGAAGUGACCGGAAUUUGUAUUUCUUCUGGAUUCCUCUUCUGAUUUUGGUUAUCUGUGCUUGGGUUCGGAACUAUCUUCCUGGGCUUUGGCAAGGCGUCACGGACAGCUUUGAUUUUUUGAAGGCUCGCCACACACAGCGGGCUGUGGAAACGGUUAUAUAG